AUGUCGUGAGCGGCGCUGCUGCUUUACGGCUGCCUCUCCCAGGACGCGAUCUCCGGAGCGCCCACCGCAGCCGGCCGGGUCUCCGGGAGAUUUGGCCUGGCGGAGAGCGAGAGGCCCGGCGCUCCACUGCCCUCCCAGCAGCGCCCGUCCAGGUCCCCGGCGAUGUGAGCGCGAGCCAGCUGCGGCGCCCCCUGGCCCGGGGUUGAGACGGGCGGCAGGUGCCUGUGAGGCGGGCGGGUGCCGGGGGCCAGCAGGAUGGAGGAAAGCAUGGAAGAGGAGGAGGUGCUCAUCUACGAGGCGAUGAUGGACGACCAGAACCACAACAACUGGGAGGCCGCCGUGGACGGCUUCCGGCAGCCCCCGCCGCCCGCCUCGUCGAUCCCCGUCUCUACUUGCGAGUCCCCGGGCGGGCAGCUGCUGGCGGUGCCCACGGUCUCCGUGGACAGGAAAGGCCCCAAGGAGGGGCUCCCGAUGGGGCCGCCGCCGCCUCCGGACGCCAAUGGGGUGAUUAUGAUGUUGAAGGGCUGCGACGCGGCCGCCGCCGUGGCUAAGGCGGCCCCCGCCCCCACCCCCAGCUCUACCAUCAACAUCAACACCUCCACCUCCAAGUUCUUAAUGAAUGUUAUAACUAUUGAAGAUUAUAAGAGCACAUACUGGCCAAAAUUGGAUGGUGCCAUAGAUCAACUUUUAACCCAGAGUCCUGGUGACUAUAUCCCUAUAUCCUAUGAACAGAUAUACAGUUGUGUGUAUAAGUGUGUAUGCCAGCAGCACUCGGAACAGAUGUACAGUGAUCUGAUUAAAAAGAUAACUAAUCACUUAGAGAGAGUCUCAAAGGAGCUGCAGGCCAGCCCUCCGGAUCUCUAUAUUGAAAGAUUUAAUAUAGCUCUUGGACAAUAUAUGGGAGCAUUGCAGAGCAUUGUGCCUCUUUUCAUAUAUAUGAAUAAGUUUUACAUCGAAACCAAGCUUAACAGAGAUUUAAAAGAUGACCUUAUUAAGCUGUUUACGGAACAUGUUGCAGAAAAGCACAUUUACAGCCUAAUGCCUUUACUUCUAGAAGCCCAGUCAACACCAUUUCAGGUCACACCUUCAACUAUGGCAAACAUCGUGAAAGGCCUGUAUACUCUCAGACCAGAGUGGGUUCAGAUGGCUCCAACUCUAUUUUCUAAAUUUAUUCCAAACAUUCUCCCUCCGGCAGUGGAAUCUGAGCUUUCUGAAUAUGCUGCUCAAGACCAGAAACUUCAAAGAGAACUUAUACAGAAUGGUUUCACAAGAGGUGACCAGUCCCGGAAGAGAGCUGGGGACGAGUUGGCUUAUAAUAGCUCCUCUGCAUGUGCAAGUUCCAGGGGAUACAGAUAGUGAAUGUGUCGAAUGUACUUUCCUCCCCAAAGAGGAAACACUGGAGCUGCAGAGACUGUGUUCAGAGCGCAGCGGGGCCUGCAGCACUCAGGAGCUCUGUCGUCAGGCUGUUCUUGGGAGAAGAUGCCGGACUUCUUAUUUUGGUUUGUAAUUUUUAAAAAACUAACAAAAAAACAAAAACAUAAGAACAGUUGCUGCUAGACUUGGGGGUGAUUACGGUAUGGGACAAUCUUUUACUGAGUUUAUCUACAGAUUCUGUGAGGAGCAAGCAUCUUGGAAAGUGACCACUGCUAAGUGAAAUCCAAGAGCCAGAAUCAGCAGUGUCCUCCAGAACGACAAGGGAAGAAGAAAUCUUUUUUUUUUUUUUUUAAAGCACUUGUUUUGUUCAUUUGUGGACUUGGCACUUUGUACUGGUUUCACAUGUCGAGAUAUCUUUUGCUUUAAAACCAAGCAGAUGGUUACAAGACAGUAUUUUUCACCCAUAUUGCAGACAGCCUCCUUUAAAAUAAGAACGGUCUUUGUUUAGCAUUAGAAUGUCUGGUUAAAGCAGAAUAUCAACUCAGCUUUCAGUAGACCCUUUCCCCAUGAAUUCACAACCCUUUCCUAUUCUGUGCCUUGAGCUUUGUGCACUUUGCAACUGUGUGAUGGUAUUGUCAAACUUACAAAUGCCUCCUGGAGAAGUUGCUGGCAUUCUGAGCCAACCCACCAAAAUGUCAAGUGUGUCUUUGUGGCAGGAUGUGAAUUAAGUGGGAAAGUAGAAAUGUGUUGCACAUUGGUCAGAUUCCCCCUCUCCCUCCCAGUGGCACCAGGGCAUGUUCAUGGUAAUGUGGGGACCAGUUCUCACACAGCAUUUCCAUUCCACCAUCACCUCACCUGAUUUCACCAGCUGCUGUGGUGUGGGUGAUACCCCAUUUCAGAUGGGUGGCACUGCAGCACUAGCGCCCCUUUUUCAUACCGUGGGGGAAUGUCCAGUGGUAGGAGCAGCUUCCUCUGAUACUCUAGGAAGUACUGUAGUUACUAAAACCAAAUAUAAUCCAUGGCGUGGACUUUCUGAUUCAUUUCAUUUCAGUGGAAGAGAUGAGUACUUUAAAAAGUAGUCUGCACUCUGUAUCUCUUAAAACAGUGUAUUUGACAUUUUAGUGGAAUAGGGAAGAAGUCACACUACUGCUUUAAGGCCUGCUUCCAGCUGCAAUGAAGCUACAUUUUCUGUUUCACCAAACCCACAGUGCUACUUAAUUCUCUAUAAAAGCCUCUGAAGCUUACUCUAGUUGUUUUUGAAAGGCAAAGAAAAAUUGAAAGAUACGAUAAGGGAAAAAUACUUUUCUUCUGUUUUGCUUGAAUGUAAAUUGAGCAUAGGCUUCACUCCAUUGGGCUACUGAUAGUUACCUCUUCAGAGAAGGGAAGACGUACCAGGGAUGCCAUCACACUGCUGAUUUGCAGGCUUUUCAUAGAGUUGCCUCUACCAAUUCCGUGUGUCUUUUUAGGGGCGUGUAAUGGGUAUGGGCCUUAGAGGUGGGAUAUUGGGAGCAAGGAAGUCAUCUAAGAGAAGUCCUUGAUUUGCAAAAUUAUGCAGUGGAGUAAAAGUAAAGGUGAGGUAUAUUUUGAGGUAGUUACCAGCCAGUUGCUGCAUUUUGUAGAGGACUUUAGUUGGACUCAUUCACCCUGAGCAUCAUGGAUUGUACUGAUGAACACUGAAUUACUUUUAGAACAUAUAGAGGCUCUGUGACCUGCUAUACCAGUUAACAGGCUGGUAUCAAGAAACAAUUCCAUUUUAUCAUGAAGCCUAAAUUUUACUUUGCUCAGUGGAAUGCUUCCUAUAGGCUUAUAUAUAGUACCUGGGACUGAAGUGUCUCUUGAGUGGCUUUGAUGAUAUUUCUGAAAGGAAUAAAAUUGGAACAUUUCUUUAAACAUAGAUGAAUUCUUCAGUAUCCUAAUAACAUACCCAAUUGCUUUUUCUGGGAAAGAACAUUCUUUUUUGGCCAACAGAAGAAUUUUCCCUAUAAUAAAAGCAUUGUAUUGUGAUGUGAAUUGGCAUUAAAGUCUUUGGAUGCCUUUGCAUUGUUAAGUUAAUGGAGAAAUAUUUUAUGUUCUUUUUAUUAUUGUGUGUGUUAACCAAAAAAAGUAGGCAAAGGAAAGUCUGUAAAAUUUAGUUUCUUAGAGUUUUUGUAUAAUGACUACAUCCAGCUGUGGGUCAGGCUUGGUACCCCAAAGCUGUUAUCGGAAGGUGCCCUGAAGGAGUACCCAUUUACACAGUGCGUGUGCCCUGGCUGUGACGAAUCUUAGCCCCUUGAGGUGCAUUACAGGAAACGUAUUCCUUUAAGUAAAAACUGAUGUACCUUAUUACUUGAAAUUCUUGACAGACUUCUUUGCUUAUAACAUGAAAUAAAAUUUGUGCCCCUCUCAUUUUUUAUUGACUGAGUACUACGGUUUGCCAGAAAGUAUUUUCCUUUCCUGUUUAUUUGUAUUCUUGCCAGGACAGUAUACAGUUUUUCCACCCCAGCUAAAUACUGGCUUUUGUAUGAAAUCAUUGGAGAUCCAAAUCAUUGAAGACAGAGUAUUUUAUAUGCCGAUUGAUUGGUUAGUCAGUACAUGCAGUUGAUGUGACUAAACUGGCUAGUACUUAUGUGCAGCUGAAAACUAGCUACUUAGAAAGCCAGGAGUCAGGUCAGUCAUCUUCAAAUAAUGCAUGUAAAAUAAAUAGAUAAUAUUGUUUUAAGAAACGGUACGUAUUUUAAAGGUUGGCCUAAGCUAUGGAACAGUGUCAUAUCUCAUGACCUCUGUUGUCACAGCUGCACCCUAACCCGGCAGGAAUUAUUACUCCUUCUUUGGGCGGGGGAGGGAGUGGGUGGUAAGAAGCAAAAUCUGGUAUUGUAACUCUUGGCCUAAUAGUUCUGAGGCAGGGCGAGUAAGAAGCAGCACCUGGCUGUAUGACUUGUGCAUUAUUAAACUUUGCGGAGUUUUUUCCUGCCCCUUUUGCAAAUUUGUACUUCUUUCAUUAGGAUGAAGGUAAUUAGCGGGUAGGUAAGACUGUGGAGAAACGGAUGCCCAUGCCCGUGAACACUGCACAUGUUUCCCGUGCUCCGAGCUGUCCAGCUGCCACUUCCUUGCUGUACGCUAUGCUUUCUGCUGGGCUGCAAAUUUGCACAUAUAAAAAAUUCCUCAGGAAGAGUUUGCACAUGCAUCACGUCACAAUAUUCUGUACAGACCAAAUGAGGGAUUUGAAGGUUUUUAGCACAAAAGGAUAACUUCAGAGUGGUCUGUACACCUUGCAGCAAAGGUAAUGGUAAUCUCGCAAACAAAAUUGGUUUCUGCAGUUAGAAAGUGAGCAGGAGUAUCAUAGUGUUUGAAUAAUCCUGUUGCAUCUUCCUGUAAUCAGAAUUUGUCUUACUGAGGCUGCCCAGAUUUUAUUGAUUGUUCUCCCAUCUUAAGUGCGGAAAUUAUUUCUGUGAUUACACAGGAGAGGUGUUGCCCUUGAGGUAAAAUUCCCUUGCUAUUAUUAAACUAACUGAGCAUUGUUUUAUGACUGCACACUAAUCUGAGAUAUGAAAGAACAAACUAAAAACCAAACAAAAAUUCUACAUUAGCUAUCCCGCCAUUGUUUGGAUGUUUUGACUUGAUUAUUCUUAUGGAGUGUUGUUGAUCUUUUAGCUUGGAAUAUUAUGUUUACUUUAAUCCAAGUAUAGACCUCUUUAUGGGACUUUAAAAUCCAACAGGUCAAAAUGUGAACCUCUUGAUUGAUACCAGUAAGAGGGUUACAGGACCUUUUUAGCUGUGAUUAUUGUUUUCAGUAAGAUUGCAAGGUGUUCAUUUUUAUCAGAAGUUAAAAUGAAGUUUCUAAGAAGAGUUCAUGGAGAAAUGGCUGUCCUAUCCUAUUAGCAUUAUUACCAUAUUAAAAUUGGCCUCAGUUUUUGGCCACCAAAGUAUGUGAAAUUUUGCCAGACCUGAAUAACUAAAAAGAUACCACAACAGGAGAACGGGUUAAAACAAACCAACCAGAACCAAACAAACAAAAAACUGGGGCAUUUAUCAGAAGUUAAAAUGAAGUUUCUAAGAAGAGUUCAUAGAGAAAUGGCUGUCCUUUCCACGGAAAACGGUUCUUCUGGCCCCCCAUUGAUUAAAGUCACUAAUGCCUCCUCCACUGUCUGAGACCCUGUUCUGAACCUCUUUCCCGAGCCAAGUGCUAUAAAUCCAUAUACUGUUUCAGCUUAUGUUGGUGGAGUGGCUGUGGGAGAAUUGAAGAAAAUGAUAGAGAGAAUUCUUACAGGACCCUGGUAUAUAUAUUGUACCCCUGCUGGUUGGAAAUCAUCUUUAUUUCAGGUUGGACUGCAUUGUUUAGAAUAUAUUUAUGGAUUAUAAUUCUGGGGAAUUUAUAGGGUGGUUCUGGGGUUAAUUCUGUGGUUUGGAAAAAAUAAAUAUUUUGUAUUAAUUCUCACAUGUUAUUUCAACAUUGUAACUAUGUACUAAAUGCAAUAAGAUUGUGGCUAUUCUCUUAGGGUGUGUUUUAUUAAACAGAUGGCAGUUUACUCGCU
Messenger RNA from Chinchilla lanigera (long-tailed chinchilla), 5885 nucleotides. RefSeq names its product CDK2-associated, cullin domain 1 (gene Cacul1). Gene Ontology annotation, biological process: ubiquitin-dependent protein catabolic process. The transcript has 9 exons. NCBI's taxonomy places the organism in Eukaryota, Metazoa, Chordata, Mammalia, Rodentia, Chinchillidae. Gene Ontology annotation, molecular function: ubiquitin protein ligase binding. The record is from RefSeq and is a predicted model, not a curated record. Bases 256 to 1356 code for a protein of 366 amino acids.